Talaromyces amestolkiae is the source of this 1572-nucleotide messenger RNA. RefSeq lists its product as uncharacterized. Gene Ontology annotation, biological process: carbohydrate metabolic process; sphingolipid metabolic process. Lineage: Eukaryota; Fungi; Ascomycota; Eurotiomycetes; Eurotiales; Trichocomaceae. Gene Ontology annotation, cellular component: extracellular region. The transcript has 5 exons. Bases 1 to 1572 code for a protein of 523 amino acids. The record is from RefSeq and is a predicted model, not a curated record. Gene Ontology annotation, molecular function: cellulose binding; glucosylceramidase activity.
AUGUGGAAUCUAAAUACGAAUUCUGCUGCACUGGCAGUUGCACUGAAUGGUAUUGUGGCUCUUGGUCAAGUUACGAUCAACCCAAGCACCACCUACCAAACUAUCGAUGGAUUCGGUUUCUCUGAAGCCUUUGGAUUUGGAGCGCCUAUAGCUAGUGCAUCGGCUUCAAUCCAAACGCAAGUGACCAACUUACUGUUCAGCACUAGCACUGGUGCUGGCUUGACCAUUUUGCGUAAUCGCAUUGCUGCAGGCUCCGGUUCGAUCGAGCCAAAUGCGCCUUCAGGCCCAAGUGCUCAGCCGACUUAUACCUGGGAUGGCAAUGAUGCCGGGCAGGUUUGGUGGUCCAAACAAGCCCGCGCAAAUGGAGUAAAAUACAUCUACGCUGAUGCCUGGAGCGCCCCAGCAUUCAUGAAAACCAAUGAUAAUGUAGCAAAUGGAGGCUAUCUCUGCGGCACGACCGGAGAAACUUGUUCAUCUGGUGACUGGAGACAGGCGUAUGCAAACUACCUUGUCCAGUACCUCAAAGACUAUGAAAGCGAGGGUAUCACUAUCGACUUUCUUGGAUGGCUGAACGAACCUGAUUACUCACCCGAUUACGAUUCGAUGCUGAUCACGAGCGGCACACAGGCCGCCUCUUUUAUCCCGACUUUGUAUAAUACAAUCAAGAGCGCUGGGCUAUCAACCGGAAUUGCUUGCUGUGAUCCAUUCGGCUGGAGUGACGCAGUUACCUGGACAGCACAGCUUGCAUCAGCGGGUGCCACUCAGUACCUCGCCCGUAUCACUUCUCACUGGUAUGCUUCCCAGGGAACAUCGCCCAUUAGUACCAGUCUCAGGGUGUGGGAGACUGAGUACGCCGAUCUCGACGACGCUUUUACUACAGCCUGGUACUCAAGCGGAGCUGCCAAUGAAGGUUUGCAUUGGGCAAAUCUUAUCUGGCAGGGUCUUGUUGAGGCCGACUUGAGUGCCUUCUUGUACUGGAUUGGCGCACAAUCGAAUAGCAAUGCUGCCGCUCUCGUCACACUAAACGGAUCUACGGUUCAAGCAUCAGGACCUCUUUGGGCAUUUGCCAUGUUUUCACGUUUUAUUCGACCUGAUGCCGUGCGAAUUAGCACUUCUGGAUCACCUAGCAAUGUCAAUGUGGGAGCUUUCAAAAACACUGACGGCUCUAUUGUGGUUGUCGCGAUCAACAAUAACGCAAACAGCCAAACCAUUUCUCUGAGCGGAAUCACGGCCUCUAAGGUGUCUGCAUACUACAUCGACAGUGCGGUCUCCUCGCCAUCAACUUUUUCUGCGACGUUGAGCGGCGGUACAGUGGGAGGCUCCCUUCCGGGGCGCUCUGCAGUUACCUUCGUGAUUACCACAGGCUCAAGUGGCUCAACGACAACGACAGCAACAAAGACGACUAGCUCUUUUACUACUUCAGCCUCGUCUACGACAACGAGUACCUCCUCAGGUGCCGCACAAGAAUGGGGCCAGUGCGGUGGUCAAGGUUGGACGGGACCGACCACUUGCGUCAGUCCUUAUGUCUGCACAUACUCGAACGCGUACUAUUCGCAGUGCCUUCCUGCCUAG